ACUUUUCCUUAAGACUUUAAGUCAUGCUGACAUCAUGGGAUCCUUUCUCAGAUUCCCCCCUCUCUCUCUCUCUCUCUCUCUCUCUCUCUCUCUCUCUCUCUCUCUCUCUCUCUUCUCUUUUCCCCCUCUCUCCCCCUCUUUCUCCUUUCUUCCCUCCCUCCUUCUCUGUCCCUCCUUCCCCACUCAAUCUCUUCCAAUCUCUUUCUUUCUCUCCUCAUUCCCCUCAGGUAAUUCCUACAGAAACUUGUACCAACUUGUUUUUGACUGACAGUGAACAGCCAGAGUGUUUCUUCACUUUGAAAACCCUCCGCACCUAUCUUUUCAAGGCACCCUGCAUGAACUGAUCAUUUCCUUGCCUGGUCGCCCAGGAGCCUGCACUGGGCACUCUUUGCAGGUAAGAGGCAGGCGCCUAUGUCAACGUGGGGGCACUCAGCUUUCUGGAGAUGUUUCUGAAAAACCUGACUUCUAAAGGCCAUAGCAGGACCCCAUGGUAGCCAGGUGGGUGAAGGGGAGCGAGGACGUGCCACUUGCCCUGCAGAAGAUUCCUGACUUACAGAGUGGGACCAGGAGCCUGAAAAUGGAUGCCAUCCACAUUGGCAUGUCCAGUGCCCCCCUGGUGACACACGCCAAUGGAGUUGGACUCAAGGCCCACAGACCUCGAGUCAUGUCCAAGAGUGGACACAGCAAUGUGAGAAUUGACAAGGUCGAUGGCAUCUACUUGCUCUACCUUCAGGACUUGUGGACCACGGUCAUCGACAUGAAGUGGCGGUACAAACUCACCCUGUUUGCGGCCACAUUUGUGAUGACCUGGUUUCUGUUUGGAGUGGUCUACUAUGCCAUAGCGUUCCUUCACGGCGACUUGGAACUCGGGGACCCUAAUUCUAACCACACACCUUGCAUUAUGAAGGUGGAUUCUCUCACGGGAGCAUUCCUCUUUUCCCUGGAAUCCCAGACAACCAUUGGCUACGGGGUCCGUUCCAUCACGGAGGAGUGUCCUCACGCCAUUUUCCUCUUGGUUGCCCAACUGGUCAUCACCACACUGAUUGAGAUCUUCAUUACGGGGACCUUCCUGGCCAAGAUCGCAAGACCCAAGAAACGAGCCGAGACCAUCAAGUUCAGCCACUGCGCUGUCAUCAGCAAGCAGAAUGGGAAGCUGUGCCUGGUCAUCCAGGUGGCCAACAUGAGGAAGAGCCUCCUGAUCCAGUGUCAGCUCUCGGGAAAACUCCUGCAGACGCACGUCACCAAGGAGGGAGAGCGCAUCCUCCUCAACCAGGCCACCGUCAAAUUCCACGUGGACUCCUCUUCUGAGAGCCCCUUUCUCAUUCUACCCAUGACCUUCUACCACGUGUUGGACGAGACAAGCCCCCUGCGGGACCUCACCCCACAGAACCUAAAGGAGAAGGAAUUUGAACUGGUGGUCCUUCUCAAUGCCACCGUGGAAUCCACCAGCGCCGUCUGCCAGAGUCGAACAUCUUACAUCCCGGAGGAGAUCUACUGGGGCUUUGAGUUUGUGCCUGUGGUUUCUCUCUCCAAAAAUGGAAAGUAUGUGGCUGACUUCAGCCAGUUUGAGCAGAUCCGGAAGAGCCCGGAUUGUACCUUCUACUGUGCGGAUUCCGAGAAGCAGAAGCUGGAAGAGCAGUACAGACAGGAGGACCAGAGGGAGCGCGAGCUGAGGAGCCUCCUGCUUCAGCAGAGCAAUGUCUGACCCCGGCUGGCCUCUGGGGCCCCCUCCCAGAGCUGCCUCCUCACCAGGGCUCCUCUCAAAAACCAGCGGCUGCUGUGAACAUGGGCCAGGACCUGAUACCUAACCACGGAGAUAUUCAUGGCCCAGCUUUCUCUUUGUUCUGGUGGCUGAACAAACCUCUCUGCAUAUAAAAGGAUUUCUUCAGAGUGCCUGGUCAGGACUGAACACUCAAAUUCAGAUUUUCGCCCCCUAAAUAGAGCUGUAUAUUGAAAAACCGAGUGUAGAAGAUGGGGGGGAUUCCUGUUCGGGUGACAGACAUGCAGCCAUGUUGACAGAAUGAAAUGUAUGUCUGAAGAAGAACAUCAUCGUAUAAUCUGAAGUAUUUAUUAAUCCAUUUAUCAAGGGCAUCGUCAGUAGGUGAGGUCUAAGGCAGGAUUCACUAUUUGCUUGUAUCACUGCCCGAGAACCUGCUCCUUCUCCUGUUUAAGUAUGUAUGUUGUAUUUUCAAUGACAGCUACCUGGUAAUGACCAAAAAGUGUUGGGAAAGCAGGGAUUCCAGGCUUGAAAAAUACAUUUAUUUCAUUUUGACAUUUUCCCAUUGGACUUAACUGUGUGGAGUGAAAGUAACCUAACCAGGAUCUAAGAGUUCUGCAAUAUAUCUGUAUCUUGAUUCUAUCAUCCCCGUUACUCUUGGGGGAAGCAUGCACCAGCCUCUUUUUGCCUUCAAAGUAUCUGCCAGACAAGCCAAACAGCACCAUUUCAGGACAUACUGGCAACACAGACAAUCGGGUUUCAGCCAGGCUUACAGAACCAUCAGGAUUAUAAGCUCUGCUUCGAGCAAUGUGGUCAUCGUCAUUUUUCUAGAUCCAUAUGAAAAAAAAUGACCGUGUGGGUUCUGUGUCCUUAUGACCACCAGAUCUGCUCUCCUGGCAGGGUUGUCAGUGACUCUCUCAGACAUUUCAGUGUUUUUCUGUGUGCAUGCCUUGACCACAAAGAAAUUAUACAAAAUCACCGAUGUCUUAAGAAUGAAACAACUCCCCGAGGGCUGUGAUUGUCACCGCCAUGAUAAGUAUGUGGCUUGAUCAUUAUAGUCCCCACAAAAGAAAAUUGAAGCUGUGUCACAAUACAGGAUGUCUGCAUAGAUCCUGCAGUUCCUGAGGCCGGGUGAUAACAGGAAGGAGGGGAGAGGAGGGAGGGGUGUUUGUAAGCAAGGGGACCCCUCAGGCAAGAGCCUAAACACACCUCCUACAACUCAGCCUUACAAGGGGGACAUUUUACCUCUGAAAAUACUAGAGUUUAAUGUCUGCAUUUUGGGGGAGAGAGAUUAAGUGGCCAGGAAUGUGUAAAUAUGUAAACAGUGUGUGCUCCUUUUAUUCAAAUCAGAGCAAACUGUAAAUUCGCUCAAGUGCCAUGCAACCAUGAAUGUGCAGGCAACACACACA
Chionomys nivalis (European snow vole) is the source of this 3126-nucleotide messenger RNA. RefSeq names its product potassium inwardly rectifying channel subfamily J member 15 (gene Kcnj15). Gene Ontology annotation, molecular function: inward rectifier potassium channel activity. Bases 488 to 1705 code for a protein of 405 amino acids. Gene Ontology annotation, biological process: regulation of monoatomic ion transmembrane transport; potassium ion import across plasma membrane. The transcript is spliced from 3 exons. Gene Ontology annotation, cellular component: plasma membrane. The record is from RefSeq and is a predicted model, not a curated record. NCBI's taxonomy places the organism in Eukaryota, Metazoa, Chordata, Mammalia, Rodentia, Cricetidae.